Molecule: messenger RNA, 1781 nt
Organism: Magnolia sinica
Lineage: Eukaryota; Viridiplantae; Streptophyta; Magnoliopsida; Magnoliales; Magnoliaceae
Product: shikimate O-hydroxycinnamoyltransferase-like
Exons: 4
Coding region: 248-1546 (432 amino acids)
Molecular function (GO): acyltransferase activity, transferring groups other than amino-acyl groups
Source: RefSeq, a predicted model, not a curated record
GCAUCCACGUCAGCAUCCCAUGUAGCGAUAAAUACAGCUGCAUUUCACAAGAUUCACAACCAAAUCCUCCUCUCCUCUCUCUCUCUCUCUCUCUCUCUCUCUCUCUCUCAUUCUCAUCCGACGCUUGAAUUCUUCAAUCUUCUUCUCGUUUGGAUUGCAGGAUUCUCUGAUUGUUUCUCAACAAGAUCGAGAGUAUUCGAGAUUCGAGAUUUCAAUAACGUGUGCUCUCCACUCUCACAGGCGCAAAAUGAUCAUCAACGUGAAGGAGUCGACUAUGGUGCGCCCGGCGCAGGAUACGCCUCAAAUUGGACUGUGGAAUUCUAACGUGGACCUGGUGGUGCCGAGAAUGCAUACUCCUAGCGUGUAUUUCUACCGUCCAAAUGGAUCGUCCAACUUCUUUGAUCCGCACGUGCUGAAAGAGGCCCUCAGCAAAGCCCUGGUCCCAUUUUAUCCAAUGGCUGGGAGGUUGAGGAGAGAUGAGGACGGUCGGAUCGAGAUUAAUUGCAACGGUGCAGGCGUCCUGCUCGUCGAGGCGGACACUGGAUCUGUGAUCGACGAUUUUGGGGAUUUUGCACCCACUAUGGAACUUAAGCAGCUCAUCCCAACCGUUACUUACACUGAGGACAUCUCUUCCUACUCUCUUCUGGUGCUACAGGUAACUUACUUCAAAUGUGGAGGCGUAUCGCUAGGCGUAGGAAUGCAGCAUCAUGCCGCUGAUGGCUUCGCCGGCUUACAUUUCAUCAACCAUUGGUCAGACGUCGCCCGCGGUCUAGAUCUCACCAUCCCACCGUUCAUCGACCGGACCCUCCUCCGAGCCCGGGACCCACCCACCCCAAUAUUCCACCACAUUGAAUAUCAGCCCGCACCGUCCAUGAAAACCCCACCAGCAUCCGACAAACCACAAUCCGACACGUCAGUCGCUAUCUUCAAAAUCACACGAGAUCAGCUCAAUAUCCUCAAAUCCAAAUCAAAAGAUGCACAUAACACCGUCGGAUACAGCUCGUACGAGAUGCUCGCGGGACACGUGUGGCGAUGCGCAUGCAAAGCACGUGACCUCCCUGAUGAUCAAGACACUAAGAUGUACAUCGCCACCGAUGGACGGGCCCGUCUCCGUCCAGCGCUCCCACCGGGCUACUUCGGCAAUGUGAUCUUCACCGCUACGCCGAUCGCAGUCGCUGGCGACCUGAUGUCGGGCCCACCAACGUAUGCAGCUGGCCGUAUACACGACGCGUUGGUUGUUAUGGACAACGACUACCUACGGUCAGCAUUAGAUUACCUUGAGCUGCAGCCAGAUCUGACCGCUCUUGUUCGUGGGGCCCACACUUUCAGGUGCCCGAACCUUGGGAUCACAAGCUGGGCCCGAUUACCGAUACACGAUGCGGAUUUCGGGUGGGGCCGGCCUAUAUUUAUGGGGCCCGGUGGUAUAGCUUAUGAAGGACUUGCUUUUGUGCUCCCGAGCCCUACCAAUGAUGGUAGUCUCUCAUUGGCUAUUUCAUUGCAAGCGGAACACAUGGUCCGCUUUGAGAAGUACCUCUACGACUUUUAGAACCCGAUACGUUGCGCCCGAAAUCCGAAACUUUUCGGGCCGAUAUAUCGGAUACGUGUUUUUUUUUUUUUUUUUUUCAUUUUUUCCGGACCUAUGUCAUAAGACUUUCAGACGGGAAAUGCUCCUUGUCAAAUUGCUAAAAUGCCUUUCGGGGUGUGUUGAAUGGAAACUGCUGUUCGAUAAUAAAUAUGUAAAUAUCGCGAUAAUAAUAUUUUAUCCGCUAGUUUUAAAUAUC